CACCACCCACCACCAGCCGAAGCCAAACCAUCAACCCAACCCAACCACACCACAACACAAUAUUUAUAGGAUGACUGAUAUCAAGAACAACAAACCGAAUCACCAGAAACUGAACCAAAUUUUCAACAUCUCACACAUUCUAAUCGGACUAACGAUCGGCAUCUGUCUGGCUUUGGCGAUUAACCAAUUCCCAACCUCCAGCUUGGAUCGAUGGACGAGAUACGUGAUCAAGCCUUCCUCAUCGGCCGCCUUGGAAUCAACUGACGACCAUUUAAGCUGGCUGAGUUGGCACAAAGUUCAACUGAAUAACCCACUCUCCAAGCACGAUCAUCACAAUGACCUUCACCAUGAGCAAACAGACCAUCCUAACCAUCAACCUCCAACUCUCAAGGAAGAGAUCAAGAAGAUCAUCAAUGCCAACAAACUCAAACUCGACAACUUCAACAUCAUCCAUUCUAACGACGAACUAUGAAAGCUCCCCUUUUUCCUUGAUCUCUGAUCUUACCAGCAACAGCCCAACACUUUGUAAUACGAGAAACCAUAACCAGCAACAACCAAACUUCUCUAGUUUUCAUCUCUCUUCUACUGUACUUGUAACUCAUCUUUGGCUUUCUUGUUAUAAAUAGUAUCACUCAACAAUCAAUAACCAAAAACAGACUCAUAUAGACUCAUUCAUCCAUCAGGAGAAGGGGAACCAUCAGGUGGGAGACAGCAUGUGUUUAAUCAGUCAGAUCAAACAAAUCUCCCUUUUAUACUGCGUAUUUUGUACCAUUGAGUUAAGACCAUGUAUGGAAUUUAUAAGCUGAUACAA
Messenger RNA from Puccinia graminis f. sp. tritici CRL 75-36-700-3, 811 nucleotides. RefSeq lists its product as uncharacterized. The transcript is spliced from 3 exons. The record is from RefSeq and is a predicted model, not a curated record. NCBI's taxonomy places the organism in Eukaryota, Fungi, Basidiomycota, Pucciniomycetes, Pucciniales, Pucciniaceae. Bases 71 to 472 code for a protein of 133 amino acids.